Messenger RNA from Perkinsus marinus ATCC 50983, 2795 nucleotides. RefSeq lists its product as hypothetical. The record is from RefSeq and is a predicted model, not a curated record. Bases 1 to 2778 code for a protein of 925 amino acids. Lineage: Eukaryota; Perkinsozoa; Perkinsida; Perkinsidae. The transcript is spliced from 10 exons.
AUGCCUCGACAAGGGCCCCCUUAUGGUCCACCAAACGAGGGCCUCGAAACUAGAGGUCGGGAUUCUGAGCUCGCUACCUCAUCUGAGGAGAAGUUUGGAAAUGUCUAUGUCUCUAGAGAUGCUCAAGGUGGUGGCCUGGGGUUCGACGAGGGCACUGACAGUGAAGAUUCCUUUGGUGUGGAGAUUUUCGAGGGUCUUCCUGACUUGGGCGAAGGCAUGCCUGUAUGUGACUCCAUAGAGUUGGCAACUAAGGGCCGGUGGCAGGAAUUGAACUGGGUACCUUGGGCGUGUAAGUUGCCCCCUUCGUCCGUUAUACCAAAUCUUGCUAAACCAGGCAGGUGCCUGGCAGGCAGGAAAGUGGCCGUCAUUGGGGACUCCCAGGCGGCCCACUUCGCCAAAUCUUUCCUCCAAUUCCUCCAGUGUGAACCUCUCGAGACAGCACUACGCCGUGGGGUCUUCCAGAAUUGCAAGGUUAUUAAAAAGGAUAAGAACGGCGUCAAGAGGAAGGUCAAAGUGAAGGGUGGGCCUAUACCGUAUUUCGGCGAAUGGGAGGGAGCCCAGUGGGGCUGCGCUCGAUGCUCUGGUUGUGGCUUAGGAGAGCAUCGUUGUAAUGGUGAUGCCAUGUUGGAGGCCCUGACCGUUGAGUAUGUCGAUUGGAAAGCCCUCUAUGUGCCCCCUUGGAGCAACACCACGCAGGAAUUCCUAUUCCGGCAGUACUGGAAUGAUACCAAGGUCUCGAGGGCACCAGGGGCACUGAAAACCUUCAGGUCGCGAGGGCCCAGUCUAGUCUGGGCCAAUACGGGUCUUCACGAGCCCAGAGUGAUCACCUUCGAAAAGAACGCUACGGAUGCCCUCGGAUACGAGGCGGGAACCAAGAGGUAUAUGCUGGAAGCCCUGAGGGGAGGACGGCAACUUAUAUGGGCCCUCACUACUGCGGUGAAGAGAGGGGACCAGCCUAAGAACUGGAAGGACGUUACCUCAUCGUAUAGGAUCUGGUUGCUCAACCAGCAUGCCCUUUAUGCAGCACAGGAGGUUAUGAAGGAUGGAACUGUGCCGGAUAGCAGUGGUCUAGCUGUGCUUGACGCCUUUGGGACCUCGAGAGCUCCUCACUACGGCUUCCACAGCGACGGGGUGCACAUGGAAAAACAUGACAAUCUAUACUACGAUAAGAUGGUAGCGUUGGCAUUAGCCCAGUACGACCGGCAGAAGUGUUCAGUACCUAGUCAUGGACGAAGGCGACUACCCCUGUUCGCCAGGGCCCCGUUGUGGAGCAUCGGCCUGCCAUGGUACCCCGAAAAUAGGACGCACUGUGCCAGUUUUGAGCCUGCUAGUAGUGGGAGGUGGAUGGACGAUGGUACGUGGGGGCCGUGGGCGUGUAAACUUUAUGCCUUGGAAGAAGGGGAGGAUCCAUGUCAAGGCACUGUAGUCCAUAUAGUGGGCAUCAAGAACCAAGAGGUACUCAACGCUCUGAUGACUGCGAUGCCUUCUGCGAAGAACUACUCUGUGGGGGCCGCACUUGGGGCAGAGGGACUGCCCGACGUCCUCUUCAUGGGUCUGCCGUAUAGGGAUUUCGCCAAAAAUGGGACUUCGGCGGACUUCCUGAACGCCUUCAAGGGACAGGUGGGGAGGCUAGGCUCUGGGAGAAUAAUAGUAGUAGGAGAGCCGUACCCCAAGAAGAAGCAAGGCAGGGCCUGGCUAUAUAGGGAGCAUUCAGAGGCGGCUGCUCACCGUGUUGGUGCAGGGUUCUUGGACCUCUUUUCUAUGGGGUAUGAGGCCACUUUGGGUCUACAGGACACUGCAAUAGGGCCAGAGAUGGUUCCCCGGGCUGUUGCUGGACUGGUCAGAAGUGUGAUGAAGCACACGAAGUGUCGUCCCGGGUUCAUCUUGUGUAUAUUCUCUAUGGAAGCGAAGCCAUGGGUCGGACCCAACGGGGAGCAGCUUGGAGUGAUAGCCCCUCUCACCUCUAGUAUUGGUUAUAGGCUGGGCCUCCUCAUCUACCCUGACCUCUCCAAGGUCGAGUUUGACCUUCAUCUCAAUCCUAGAGUACUGUCUCGGGAUUUCCCAGCUUGGACCUCGGAUGGUAGUAACCGGGGAGCUAUGCUGCGGGAAGGGUAUCCGAUCACCCAGUGGAUCAGAGAGCUCACCAAGGCUGAUGAAAACAUAGUGUUGCUGAGCAACUCAGUGCAGUCGAACUUCCAGAACCCAUAUGACUGUUUCAUACAGGACGGUAUCAUGCAGAGACAGGGCUAUGCUAGUGCCUGCCCUAAGUACGCUUUUGGUGACAGCCCAGUGGAUGUGUUUGUCCUGGACUCGGACACUGAAGAGAGGCGAUUGCGAAGUUGCAAAGUGACGGAUGAGUGUAACGAGCGAUUUCCCUGGCGGAGGGCGGUCUCGGGCAGGCCCUUUGUGACGGACGGUGAGCUCCGGAAGAUCCCCCAUUGGGACCACGAGGACGGCGAAGAGAUAAAAUACGGUGAAGUGCCGUGGCUACCCAGCAGCACUGAAGCAGCCUUCUCUGCAGUGUGCGAAAGUCGCGAUGGGCAGGUCGUUCUGGCUUAUGCUAUUCAGCCACUGACUGCUUAUGAAUUCGGCCGGGCUUUAAUCGAUUCAGGAAUACACGAUGCAGUGCUUCUUGGUGGUAGUGGUGAUGUUGGGGUAUGGAUCCAAGGUAGGGGCCUUGAGGCAGCGGCUGCUAGGGAAGGCUCGGCUAGAGGCGCUCAGCCGCCGGGAACUCGCAACCUUAAUGGUGUUAUAGCAUUGAAAAUGCUCCACAACUAAGCGGCACUUUUAGCACU